GUGUGUCAUUGUCUGCUGCUCCUCGAUAUAGAGGACUUGGAACCCGGUUGGAAAUCAGGAUUAAGCAAAGAUGAGCAGUUAAGCAGGGAGCGUGACGUGUUGUUGCACUCGGGGUGUGUUAACGAGGGAUCACACACACACACACACUCUCUCCUCUCUUGGACUGUGAAAGGCUGCAGGAAACAGCGAACGUGCCUCAGCCCACACAGGAUUAUUAUAGGGCUGGAAUACUGCCGCUUCCCCAACUUUUUGUGGAAGAGACAACGAGAGUCUUGAAGUGCACAAGGCAAGUUCAAAUAUCGCCAUGAAUUCAGAGGCCGAAGUGACCAUCUCCCAGACAAUUGUGAAUGGGCUUCCAACAAACCAACAGCACCGUGACCGAGAAAUGGAUCCAUCAAAAAUCACCGUGGGAAAGGGGUCAGUGACAAUGCGGAUAGCGGGAAAUGUGGAACCUCAGGACCCUGGCGCACCUCCAAAUCAGGACACCCAGCAAGCAGCCAGUGCUGAGCUGCCAAGUUCAGAGUCAGAUGGCUGGAUGCCACCUUCAACUGUUGACACUAAUGGAGAUGUCACUUCAUCAUCAUUGGCAGCCAAAGGGUUUCGAAGUGUGCGACCCAAUCUGCCAACUGACUACAAAACACAAUUUCAGCCACCUCCUCUCCCCCCACCCCCUAAGGAAGAGAGCUUUGCAUGGCGUCCCUCCAACAAGGUUAAGCCAUCUUACUUUGUGCCAGUCCCCAUUCUGGAUUAUGUGCCCAUUAGACCUGAGCAGUCGCCUGCGCCCGGGCAUUCAGCACCACCCAGCGUUUGCAACGAGGAACCCCCUUUCACAGGCUUUGGCACCAGCUCAAAGUCCGCAAACUGCUCGACUGAGGUAGGGCUGCAUGCUGGCCAGACUGUCCCCCACUCGCUGUCGGGUUGGCUUACUGAGACCACCACCCCCCAGCCUGCCCGGUGGGCCAGUACCCCUGUCACCGGAUCUGCUGGUGGCCCCACCCCAGGGAGAAAGGUCAGUAAUCUGUACAUAGCACGUUUGUCUAAUAACCCUGGCCUUUGCUCAGUUGGAGAUUCCACCCACAAUGCACCCGAGAGAUCAGAAGGUUGGGAAGUUGAUGCACUCUCUGCACCAGCCACCAGAGCCCAGUUGCUUGUGACAACCACUGCUGAUUCUCCCCCACCAGUUCCCUGCAAACCUUUGCUUAAGGUGUUCUUGCCUAGGGUCGAGAGUGGCAGUGUCCAGACCAGCGUCUCUCAGUUAAAGCCAUCGCCUCAGUUGUACAGUGGAAACUCAACGCUGGAUCAGGAGAAGACAUCCACGGCGACUACUGUGAGACAGGAGGCACAGGGCCUGUCUUCCGCCCACCAGAGUCCUGCUCAAUGGGCAGACGCCUACAGUGUGGAUGUUGAGUCCACUGUAAGUGGAGGAGAAUCGCCCGCUGUGAGCUUGCAGUCGUAUCCCAGCCUUAUCUCGUCCAGCAGGUUUUCGGCCUACCCAUCCACUACCUUCGUGAACCCUACGAUCGUCUUGCUGCAACACAACCGAGAACAACAGAAGCGCUUGAACAACCCGCCAGAUUCCGUGCCAGACACAUUAACUGAUCAGAGAGCAGAAGUUACAGCUGCAGCAGAAACCCUCCCUUCUGUCCACACGACAGGGGCAAUGGACAGCAAACGCCAGAAAAUCGCACGGAUACCUCAAUCUUCCUUCAUCGCACCUGAGGAUCUCGGUAUCAAGAAUGUUGAGAGGCCCAAAGAUUGGUACAGGACAAUGUUCAAACAGAUCCACAAAGUCAGCAAAGACACUCCUGAGGAAAAUCCGUAUCACCCCACCUACAGUUUCCCCGAGCUUCCUGAAUGCCAGCAGAAAAGAGAAGCAGAUGAAAAUCCUUACCAGCCCAGCUACACGUUUCCUGAGACAACACCCAGUCCUAAGCCUGAAGAAAAGAUCACUUACACCCCAACCUAUGUCUUCUCAGAGAUUGCUAAGAGAAAUUUUCUCGAAGAUAACGACCUGGAGUAUUAUUCCCCGCGGUAUCAUUACACCGAGGAGAUGAAAAGUCAGACUUUUGUGCCUCGUUCCAAAAGCGUAGGAGAUGCCAUUGACUCUGAGAUCGUUGAGCGGAGAUCAGCUACACUGCCUCUACCCACUCGAUCAUCAUCAUUGAAGCCACUCUCUGAAAGGAACGACUGGGGACCUCUGGACAAGAAAGUCGAUACGAGGCGGUACCGUGCAGAACCAAAAAGCAUUUUUGAUUAUGAACCUGGAAAGUCUUCUGUCCUUGCUCACGAGAAAACGAAGACGGAAGAAAGCAGCGAGCUAGACCCAGCACUGGCAUUCAUACAGAAUAACACCCUGAGCUACAAAAAUGGACAGCUACAGAGCGAAAAUCAUUCAAAUCAUCAUGAAGGAACAGGAAGAGAUAAUCGGGACAUUAGUCCGGAAGAAAUAGAUUUAAGGAAUGAACCUUGGUAUAAGUUCUUUUCGGAGCUGGAGUUCGGCAAGCCGCCUCCAAAAAAGAUUUGGGAUUAUACACCAGGAGAAUGCUCUAUCCUUUCUGUAGAGGAUAGAAAGGAUCAGCUAGAAAAAGAUCUAUAUCUGUACCAGGCUGAGCUAGACACAGACUUGGAAAAGAUGGAGAAGAUUUUUCGAAGCCAGGACGCAUGGAUGUACAAGAGUGCAGCACUGAGUUCUCCCUUGGAAACCCCGUCCGAGCGCUCAAAUUAUUCCGCAUUUUCAUCUGAUUCCCAGGCAGUGAGAAGGCAGUCGGAGAUAGGUACAGGGGAGCCGAUCAGCCAGGAGAACGAAAGGCAGAUCUACAAGACAGUUCUGGAAGGAGGAGAUAUUCCGUUCCAGGGGUUGAGCGGCUUGAGCAAGCGAACAUCCAGCUCCUCUUCAACCAAAGUAGAGUCAGACUCUCCAAGGCUGUCCGCUCCAAUCGAGCGCAUGGAGACCCCUGAGGAAAUGUGUCGCCGUCGCCAAGAAGACAAGGAGAGACUGUUAGAGGAGCAAAGACGGCUUAGACGGGAACAAGAGGAAGCUGAUAUUGCAGCCAGGAGGCACACGGGGAUCGCUCUUACACAUCACCAGUUUAUCACUAAUGACAGAUUUGGGGACCUCCUUGACAUAGACGAGGCAGCAAGGAGGAGAUCUGGGUCAGAGAUGUUGCCAGCCAGAGCUAAGUUCGACUUUAAGGCGCAGUCUCUGAAGGAGCUGCCAUUUCAGAAGGGAGACAUUGUCUACAUUUACAGACAGAUAGACCAGAACUGGUAUGAAGGAGAGCACCAUGGAAGAGUUGGCAUCUUCCCCAGAUCGUACAUCGAGCUUCUGCCUCCAACGGAACGGGCCCAACCCAAAAAGGCUCCACCCCUCCAGGUGCUGGAAUAUGGUGAGGCUGUGGCUCGCUUCAACUUUAAUGGUGACACCCACGUGGAAAUGUCUUUCAGGAAGGGCGAACGAAUCACACUCGUAAGAAGAGUUGACGAAAACUGGUACGAGGGCAAAAUCUCGGGCACCAGCCGCCACGGCAUUUUCCCUGUCACGUAUGUGGAUGUGAUUAAAAGACCCAGAGUGAAGAAUGCGAUUGACUAUCCCGAUCCCCCGAGCUCUUAUUCUUCAAAUCGCAGCUCAACAAGUUCCCCACAGUUCUCUGCUCGCCCUACGCCAUCUCCUCCUCCUCCUCCAUCUCACUAUCGUAGAGUGCUCUCUCCAGAUGUGCAAGCUAUCACUUCUGACUGGAUCACACUGACUAUGGGAAUAUUCCCGAGCCAGACUCCUCUUCCGACUCCUCCACUGCCUCCUCUUCCUGAAGGCUUCUACUCUGAUGGAAACUACCUUAGCACCUCGCUGGCGACCAGCCCUUCACUAACGCUUAAUUCAAGAAAUGAUAGUGGGGUCGGAGGAAGAUAUGCCAGGAGUCCGAUUGUCUUUUCUGAUUCUCCAGUUAACACCUUGAAUUCUGCCUCUCUUGUGCCUUCUCAUCAUUCAUUGCGAGGACCAGAACUCACAGAGUCUGAAAAGAGCUAUGUGGAGACGGUCUGCAAUGAGAUCAUGAACAUUGCAGAAAAGUCUGUUCAUUACUGCAGUAACCUUUCUCACCCGCUUCACUCUCGGCACAAGGUGUCUCCCCAUGACAGUAAACAAUCUUUCAUCAUUUCUCAGCAACCUCGGGGACAGCAGCGAGGGACCAGCCAAGACAGGACCCACGCUACUACUGCCCUCUUCCAAGCCUUGUACAGCUACACCCCACAGAACGAAGACGAGUUGCAGCUUAGAGAAGGAGAUAUUGUGGACGUAAUGGAAAAGUGUGAUGAUGGCUGGUUUGUCGGAACAUCCAGAAGAUCUAAGCAGUUUGGUACCUUUCCCGGCAACUAUGUAAAGCCGCUGAAUUUGUAGAGCUGGGGAUGGCAGUGGACGUCAGCCAAACAAACAACAGCACCCAGACAUCGUGGGGGACCCUUAAGCUGUUGAUUGGACAGAACAGUAAAUCAGAGUCUGUAACUUGGCAUAAACAUUCUGCUUACACUUAUGAGGUUUCUUUACUUUCACAAAAAAAUAUGGAACACGAUGAGUAAGAGAGAAAGAGUGAGGGGUACGUGAGUUUAGGGUGUGAGGUUGCUGAACACGGGAAUGCAUCGACCGUAUUGGCUGAGCUGCAGGUGGACAAGGGCUUGUUCUAUCGGAAUCAGGAUGCCGACCAGCUAUCACAGGUUAAAGCCAGACUCCCCUUUUUUUAACCCUGUGCCCUCAGGUUAGGAGCCCUGCAUCGGUCAAGUUAAUCAUUUACGGUUUGGCUGAGACACAGGAAAGGAGGAGGCUUGGGUGGCUGAGUUUCUGAUGGGGAAAGGUGCAAGAUUAGAAGCUGGGGCAGCUGUUUGCUCAGUCCCAACUUUUCAUGAUGUGGAGAACGGAGUGGAACUCAAACGCAGAAGAGUUUAUAGCCACUGGUAUCCAUUUACUGCCUGUGCAGCGCAUGUCCUUUGAUCAUCACCUGUAACCUCUCCUUUUCUACUAUAUGUAUUUUGAAUUGCUUUAUUUAAAAAAAAAACUAACAGAAAAUGACUAAACCUCAUUCCCCAGAUGAGAGGAUGUCAUCCCAAAUUUAACAAACAUAUCGCAGCUAUUUUAUUGUGCUGACGCUUUUUUAGAACAAGUUACUUUAACACGUUUGUUAACAAUUGAUAACGUCUAAUUAGAGCUGCAACACUUCUAAUAUUUUACAGCCUCACAAACAAUAUAUUAUAUAUAUAUAUAUAUAUAUAUACACAUACAUAUAUAUAUAUUAAAAAAAAGCACACCCUCCCCAAAGGGAAUCAACCCAUUGCUGGGGGUAAAGCUUUGUGUAAAUAUGUACAUUUGAUUUUGUACAUAAAUGUGUACUUAUGCUGUAUAGAAAAUAAUUUAACAAAAAGGAAUUUAAGUGGCGGACUGAAAGCAGGACAAAAAAAAACACUCCUUGCUCUUUACUUUGACAAUUUAUCUGAAAGACAAAGAACUCUAUAGUUAUCUGAGGGAAAUACUUGGCACCAAAACACAGCACAUGCAAAUUGUGUGUUUUUUAAAAAAAAGAAAAUCACCACUGCUGGGGAAUUAAACUGCUCUUGUAUGUACCGGAAGUUCACCAGUAAAAUCACUUUCUGUUUACCGUGCAGAAGAUUCUCUUCAUAAACCACCAGUAAAUCACGGACAGGCUGCGGCAUACCGGUUUUACAUAAGCAAAACACUUACAUGCGUUUUAUUUACCACUUUUCUGUGAGCUGCAAGUCUUUAUAUCCGAACAAUGCAGCACAUCUGUUGAGCUAUUUUCUUUAUUGCUCUGCUUCAUGAUUUGAUAAUGAAGAUAAGAGCCUCUCUUUACUGCUGUGGUUGCAAAAUGCGAUAUUUAAUAAACUUUAAUUCAAGCCA
Messenger RNA from Carcharodon carcharias (great white shark), 5902 nucleotides. Its product is annotated as sorbin and SH3 domain-containing protein 1-like. Gene Ontology annotation, cellular component: nucleus; cell-substrate junction; cytoplasm. Bases 305 to 4393 code for a protein of 1362 amino acids. NCBI's taxonomy places the organism in Eukaryota, Metazoa, Chordata, Chondrichthyes, Lamniformes, Lamnidae. Gene Ontology annotation, molecular function: protein binding. The transcript has 35 exons. Gene Ontology annotation, biological process: cell-substrate adhesion. The record is from RefSeq and is a predicted model, not a curated record.